This is a messenger RNA of Arabidopsis thaliana (thale cress), 1200 nucleotides long. Its product is annotated as spindle/kinetochore-associated protein. NCBI's taxonomy places the organism in Eukaryota, Viridiplantae, Streptophyta, Magnoliopsida, Brassicales, Brassicaceae. Gene Ontology annotation, cellular component: spindle; outer kinetochore; spindle microtubule. The record is from RefSeq and is marked reviewed. Gene Ontology annotation, biological process: cell division; chromosome segregation. The transcript has 5 exons. Gene Ontology annotation, molecular function: microtubule binding. Bases 58 to 516 code for a protein of 152 amino acids.
CUAAAAGAGUGAGAGCAAGAAGUAAAAUUGAGAGAGCGAGAGCGAGCUAGAAACAAGAUGACUCAUAAUCAUCAUCAUCAAGCUGUUGACAAUCUGCUAAAUGUUUUCUCAAGAGCUUCUCAUGAUCUUACUGUUGUUCAUUCCAAGCUCGACAAGGAGUUUCAGCAGAUGUAUCCUGCUAAUGCGAAUCCGAUGAAGCUGAUUCAGCGAAUCAAGAAGUUGCAGGAAGAUGUGACUCUUCUUAAACACCAAUGCCUUGACCUAUUGUCUGCUAAACAGGAUUUGAUUGAUAAGGCACAGACUACACUUGUUGGAAACUGUAACCUUAUUCAGAAAAUGAAUGCAUCAUUAGGAGAAUCAACGAAUGGCGAUACCGAUGAUGCAUUGGCUGAUUUUAAUCAGAUCAUUGACGAGUGGACAAUGCAAGUUAGAUCCAGAACAGUGGGAGAAACAGAGGACGCAGAUAAAGAAGACAUCAAUAAGAUGCUUUUCUCAGCUAUUUGUCAUACCAAUUGAUGAUAUUCAUUGUUCAUGGUUAUGUUAAGACCUACACUACCAUACUGUACUUCAGAUUUUUGUAUCUAAGAUUAAUGCAUAACUUUACAAUACGUUACAUCACAAAACUAUUCUCAUGUUGUGCUCAAAACUUGUUUUUAUCUUGCUCGAUUGUUUGGCUUCAAACAUAGACCCAUCAGCUCAAACGUUAGCCGAAGGACGAAGCUUUCUUACAAGCCAUUUCCUACGUAACGAGACAUCCAAGGCCAAGAACGUCUUUGCUUUCCUCUCAUCUUCCAAAAGAUCACAAGCAUCCAGCAGAAGCUCAUCAUCCAUGUCAGGCAAAGCUUGCAAUGCAUCAAGGGCAUUUCCUAUUCUCGAGUAAAUUUCGAUCUGAGGCAUGGGUUUGGUGCAAUCAUCAUCAUCACCUUCUGUUUCACACAGAGGCUUCCUCGUCUCUACUCCGGUUUUCUGAGCCUUGCAUACUACUAUCCCCAACGGCGGAGUUAUUGGGUUGGGUCGCUUAUUCUGCUGCUUGUGGGGUGAACUAAAGUCAUCAACUAUUUCCAUCUCAUUGCCAUAAUUUUCCAACUCGAUCAUAAGAUUCUCACAAUUGAAACUUUCUUGGGAGAGAUGUUCAUUUAGCUUGCACAAAUUGCCAUAACUAUCCAAGGUCUUACCUUUAUAUAUGGUUGCAUCUGGAUG